GUCAGUUUCCACUCUCUCGCAUCUGGGGCCUUGGAUGCAGUGCUCAAGCCGAUCAUGUUGGUAGGGCUAAGUGCUUUUCCGAAAUAUCGGUACGAGAUUUGGUAAUGUGUAAGGUUUGACAUGAUAAUAUUCCUUCUACGACUGCCACCAAACCAGCGUUGACCAUCUAUCAAUUUAUCAUCACCCCUCCAACACCGUUACCCCUCCUCAAAUCCACGCAAUGGCCGAAUCCAUCCUCCUCAUCAACGGUCCAAACCUCAAUCUGCUCGGAACGCGAGAACCUUCCAUUUACGGGAGUACCACUCUUCCUCAAGUCGUCGACACAGCGUCAGAGCAAUGCGCUCGCCACUCCAUUACUUUCGCUCACAUCCAAUCGAACCACGAAGGCGUUUUACUCGACCGCAUACACGAAGCACGAGGCAAAGUUGAUGCCAUAGUCAUCAAUCCGGGUGCAUUCACGCAUACUAGUGUCGCGCUGAGGGACGCCUUGGUGGGCGUGGACAUACCGUUUAUCGAGGUGCAUAUCAGCAAUGUUCACAAGCGGGAGCCGUUUCGACAUCACAGUUAUUUGAGCGAUAAGGCUGAAGCGGUCAUUUGCGGGUUGGGGACAUUUGGGUACGAGGCGGCGAUUGAUUAUGCCAGGAGGUAUAUCAAACCGAACAAAAAAGCGAGCUCGUAGAAGAAAAGAAAAAGAACUAGUAGCCACAACUACGUAAAUAUAAGCUAGAGUUGUUGAAACACCCAAUUAUACAAUAACAGCUAUACGCCAGCAAUUGCCCGCCUAGAGACUAGUAUGUUGCUGGGUGAACAUCCUCUGAGG
Molecule: messenger RNA, 820 nt
Organism: Dothidotthia symphoricarpi CBS 119687
Lineage: Eukaryota; Fungi; Ascomycota; Dothideomycetes; Pleosporales; Dothidotthiaceae
Product: Dehydroquinase
Exons: 1
Coding region: 221-679 (152 amino acids)
Biological process (GO): quinate catabolic process
Molecular function (GO): 3-dehydroquinate dehydratase activity
Source: RefSeq, a predicted model, not a curated record